This is a messenger RNA of Cucurbita moschata (crookneck pumpkin), 723 nucleotides long. RefSeq names its product pentatricopeptide repeat-containing protein At1g61870, mitochondrial-like. The record is from RefSeq and is a predicted model, not a curated record. Lineage: Eukaryota; Viridiplantae; Streptophyta; Magnoliopsida; Cucurbitales; Cucurbitaceae. Bases 26 to 412 code for a protein of 128 amino acids. Gene Ontology annotation, molecular function: protein binding. The transcript has a single exon.
ACGGGCCAAGAAAUUGCUAGAUUAGAUGGUUUCAAAGGGUGUGAAGCCCAAUUCUAGUAGCUAUGAUGCAAUCAUCCAUGGCUACGGCAAUGUUGGGGAUAUUGAAUUGGCUACGAAAGUUCUGAAGAGUAUGCUGGAGGAUGGCCAUGUCUCACCCAGUUCGCGAAUCUAUUAUAGUUUGAUUCGAAGCAUGGUUAAGGAGGGGGAGUUUGAUUUGGCAUUGGAGACAUGUAGAGAGAUCAUAAAGAGGAGGUGGGUUCCUCCAUUUGAGGCAAUGGAGGGUCUGGUUCGUGGAUUGGUGUGUAUAUCAAAGGUUGAAGAGGCAAAAGAGGUUGUUGAAAAGACGAAGAAGAUGCUCAAAGGACCUGCUAUGGAUUCGUGGGGGAAAAUUGAAGCUGCUCUUUCGCUGUAGAGUGAUUACAGACACUCAUUUGAAAGAUUUGAAAUGCGUUGUUGAUUGUUUUUGCAUCUAACAAGAACAGAGCAUCAAAAUCUCACUUAUAUGUGGCUUUGUUGCUGCUUCAUCCGUUCAUCAUAAUGGUAUGUAAUUUGCUACUCUUUUGCUUCUCUGCCUGUUCUUUCUUCUGGGAGUUGCUACUACCAUGUUCUUCCUUGGACUGCAUGAACUGAAUGGAUGAGUUUAACUUCAAUUAGAGGGAAUGCAUUGGUCUUAAAUGACACUAUUUAUGCUACUUUUGAUCUGAUUCUCCAUUUUCAUAUUCG